Elgaria multicarinata webbii is the source of this 868-nucleotide messenger RNA. It is a transcript of the gene CYREN, whose product is annotated as cell cycle regulator of NHEJ. The coding region runs from base 172 to 588 and encodes 138 amino acids. NCBI's taxonomy places the organism in Eukaryota, Metazoa, Chordata, Lepidosauria, Squamata, Anguidae. Gene Ontology annotation, cellular component: cytoplasm; nucleus. The record is from RefSeq and is a predicted model, not a curated record. The transcript has 4 exons. Gene Ontology annotation, biological process: negative regulation of double-strand break repair via nonhomologous end joining; double-strand break repair via nonhomologous end joining.
UUGUGGAGUUGCAGAUUCAAGUGGUGACCCUGAGGAAUACAGGCCUAGCGGGUAGAGUCGCUUCUUCAAAGGGAUGACACGCAAGGCCAGUGUCUCUUCCUAACGCCUUUGGCCUCGUGGACGGGAAUCAACGAGAGAUACAAAGACUCUUGACUUACAGCGCAGAAGGAAAUGGGGUCUCCGGAAGCAGCAAAGAAGAGAAUCCUCCCAGCGUGGAUGACACAGCUCCCACAACAGGCAGAAACAAAGCCAAAGAGAAGGAAAAAGGGUGCUUUGGCAAGGAUUGAGACUGUCUAUUGCAUGAAUGAAGCGGAGCUGGUAGACAUGGCUCUUUGCAUUUUGGCUGAGAACUGCAGGGGCAAGGAAGUGGAGGUCACUUCAUCAGAAGACGAGGUUCAAGAGCCUCAGCAAGUCCCAGCCAGUCAUCACCCAAGUUCAGUGAGUGACAGCCACAGAAGCAGCUUCCCCACUCCAGGAUCCAAGCCUCCCAAUGAUUUGGAUGCUUUAAGCUGCAGUGAGAAGACCAAAUCAGAGGAAGAUGAUGAUGAUGAUGCCUUAAAAUAUGUGAGGGAGAUCUUCUUUUCUUAAGUAUAAAUCAUAAACAAUCCGCACAGAGGAAGCCAUUUCUGGAGACUGUAGCAAAUUGGACGUUCAGAUGCAAAGGCAACUCCAGGCAGCUCCCAAGGACGAGUAUAGAGCACCAAGGAGUGGUAUGCCACAAUCCCAUGGCUUCCAAAAGAACUGACCUGAGGAGAAGUUGGUGUAUUUGUGAGGAAAGAACCUGCUUUCAGGUUCUUGAGAGCAUGGAUAUUUAUUUUCACAUGAUUUGCAAGAACUGAACUCUGUUAUUAAAGUUCACGAGUGCUAA